Molecule: messenger RNA, 2164 nt
Organism: Closterium sp. NIES-67
Lineage: Eukaryota; Viridiplantae; Streptophyta; Zygnematophyceae; Desmidiales; Closteriaceae
Source: the annotation of a GenBank genome assembly
CAGUUCCUCGCCCAAGGCCUCGUUUCAUCUCCCCCAGCUGCGCCCACACUCCCUGAUUCGUUCAAUGGUUGAUCCUUGGGCCUCACGCCCACAGCAGCAAGAGUUACUAGUAGCAGCCCCGUUGACUCGCCGUCUCCUCCCCCCACACACACCCAGCAGCGUAGCCCCAUUUGAGCCUCACGCCCACAGCAGCAGUAGCCCCAUUGACCCCGCCAGCGAUCUCUCACACGCGCCGGCGUGCUCAAACACGCGCCGGCGAUCUCUCACACGCGCCGGCGUGCUCGCACCCGUUCCUUGCAUGUCCGGCGGACGGGCCGGUGAGCAGCACGAGCCCCAUAGUGCGACAGUAGUCGUCAGUAGUUGUCGGAAGUAGCGGUUUCCGACAGCAGGAGUAUCAGUUAGGGAGUCUUGACCAUUGAGCACCGCAGCAUGCGCCGGCUGCGGCGCUCCAGCCUCAACUGCCCGCCCACCUGGGCUCCAGCGGCUGUGGCGGCGGCGGCGGUGGCGGCGGUGAGCCGCCAGCGCAUGGCAUGGCGUGAGCGGCGGCGUGGGCAGCACGCGGCUGUGCUGCCACUCGCAUGGUGCCUCGCCGCCCUUGCCGCCUCGCCCCUCGCGACGAUGGUCAACGCCGUGCCUUUCGACGCCAGUCAAGUGCAAUUCCUGCAGGUCUGCCAGUGGGUAUGGGGGCACACCUUCCAUGGGUGGAGUGCCACCAAUCCCAACUGUAGCACUGCUACCAGAAUCAAAUGCGACAGCAGCGGGAUGAUCGUGGAGAUAGAUAUGACUUCCUAUCGGCUCGCUGGCUCAAUCCCCGCUGCAAUCAGCUCUCUUGCAAACCUUAGAAGCCUAGACCUUGGAGCAUGCCAACUCAAUGAGUCAAUCCCCGCUGAAAUCGGCUCUCUGACGAACCUUGAGUACCUGAGUCUAAACAACAACAAGCUCACGGGCUCCAUUCCAGAGACCCUUGGCUCAUUAACAUCACUGAAGUAUCUAGAUCUUGGAAAUCAUCAAGUCACUUAUCUGAUCGUCGCUGCAGUGAUGAGUGACUUUACACGCCAUUUUUUUAAUCAGAAUCAGCUCACUGGCUCAAUCCCUGCUGCAAUCGGCUCUCUUGAAAACCUUACAUUUCUAGACCUUAGAGGAAAUCAACUCACUGGCUCAAUCCCCACAGCAAUCGGCUCUCUUGCCAACCUUAAAUCCCUACAUCUUGAAUAUAAUGAGCUCACUGGCUCAAUCCCCGCUGCAAUCAGCUCUCUUACUCGGCUUGAGAACCUACAGCUUGACUAUAAUUAUCUCACUGGCUCAAUCCCUGCUGCAAUUGGCUCCCUCACACAGCUUGUGAUCCUCAAUUUAGAGCAGAACCAGCUGGAAGGCAACAUACCAGAAGGAGUAUUUUCACUCUUGUCUCUUGAGGAUUUGUAUCUUGGCGUGAACAAGCUCACAGGACCUAUUUCUUCAUCAAUCAGCAAUCUGUCCUCGCUUAGAUCAUUGAAGCUUCAAGCUAAUCGCCUUAACGGAACGAUCCCUUAUACAAUUGGUGGACUUGUUCGUUUAAUACACCUGCACCUCUCCUUCAACCUGCUAUAUGGAAGCAUACCCUCCACACUCACCGAACUGAAAAGCCUGAAAGAGUGUGAUCUCUCGCACAACUACCUCACAGGCCCACUUGUGAAGCUUCCACCAAUCAAAGUGGGCCUUUCAAACAACUACUUGACGGGUCUUUUGCAUAAAUCAGACUGCCUCAAACCUUUCGAAGUCAACACUCGCUUUGCCAACUGCUUCACCCUGCCGAAGGGCUGUAAUGCCAGGUUUCAACAGCAACGGCCUGCAGAAGAUUGUGCAGCGUUUUGUGGUGUCUCCAGCACUCCUGGUGCUUGUGGUGGUCGUGGCACGUGCUACCCCGACGGACCCAGCUUGGUGCCAACGUGCUUGUGUAAACCAGGAUUCGUGUCCUUUGGAAUAGGCAUGAGCAAACGGCCCGGACGGGCCGGGCCGGCUCGGACCGGACCGGAAUUUUCCCGGGCCGGGCCGACACUCUGAAGGGUUCCGGCCCGUUCGGGCCGGUCCGGGUAUGGCCCGCCGGGCCGGGCCGGGCCGCCGGCCCGACGAGGUCAUUCAAGACGGGCCGGCGUCGUCAGGCUGGUUGGCCCGAAUUCGGCCCGUU